CAUCUACGGCAUCUUUUGUCAACACCAGCAGUGGCUGCGCAAUCUUCUGCAGCAGCAGCAGCAGCAGCUACGGCAAAGUUCGGAGCGGAGAACCAGACAUGCACAGUUCCCAUUCGUAAUGGUUUUGAGAAGGGUUUCCAAUUUCCGGUAACGCUGUAUGUUUCACCGGUUUGAUAUUGAAGCUAAUGUCGGGAAAAUGAUUGCAGAAGCAUAAGAUUUAGCUGUGUCAUGAACUGUAUUGCAUGUAGCAGGGUCGAAUAGGGUUUUAUGCUAUUGUAAUAGAAAGUAAUACCCAGUAAUGGCAUACAAGCAUGUGCAAAAGUUUAUUUCCUUGGCAAAUUGUGCUAGCACGAGAAAGGGUAUGAUCCAUUUGAAUGUGAUGUUGUAUCACUGUAGAAGCGAACCCAGUGAAGAGAAACUGUCAUAUGAAUGGUAUGAAAAGGCAUUUCCUAAGAUGAAAAAAUUGAGCUAUUUGUUGAAAGACGUGGAUUUGAUUGAUGGAUGCCUGGUUAACAUAAAGGAUGAUUCAAUGAUUUUUGAUCCUCAUAUUCAGCAGAAAAUGCAUACUUUCAAAUCAAUUGUCAGGGUGUUUAUCGGGUCUCCAUUACUCCAGCAAAUACUACAGAAGGAUGCUGUGGUAUUUUCAGAUGGUGCAAAAAACAACAUUAUUUCUUCCUUCAGUAAACCUUGUGAAAGAGAGCCCAUGGUUGUUAAUUCUCUAAACAAGGUGGCAGACUUCCUUAACAUUUCUUCUCAAAAAAGAAAAUUGGUGCGGGCAACAGUAUCUCCACAGGUCACGCAGCAUCGCAUAUGGUCAGGAGCGCUUAUGGAGAUUUUAAAUGGGUUGAAAGCAGAGAUGGAUUGUUUAAAUUACGGAUAUUCAGAUGAGGGGUCAAAUAUGGCUCAGCAGAUUGUUUCUGGUUGUCUGAAAUUCUUAGCUGAAAAUGACAUUGGCCAUGAUCCUGACUCAACUUCAUGGAUGCGGCUAACACCUAGUAAAGUUUUUGACUAUUCUGCUUCAUCUAAAUGGGAAGAUGUUCUUGAUAUGUUCAAUGAUCUUAUUGUCUGCUUAGAGGGUGAAAUGGGACUGUUCUAUCAUGUAGCCAAACUUAAGGUCAUGAAAGAAGGGCUGUCUCAAAUUAAGGGCAUUAUGGUUGAGAAAGGUAUUGGAUACAAGGAUGCUCGGUAUCAAGGGAUCCUGGUACGAAAGAAGCUCUCCAAGACAUUGGGUCACUCAUCCCGAUGCUUAUUCACCCUUCUGCUGUAUUACCUCUAUGGAUGUGUGAGAGAUAUCGAAGUGGAUGUAUGUGGCAGUAUUUAUGGGUGUGGCAACGAGGAUAGGUUUUCAUUGUGCAUGGGAAGAAUUUUGACGUCAGAAGAUGAUAAGAUGCUCUGGGGUGGGGUGAAGCAGUUGAGCAGGGCUCUACAACUAUUCAAGUUCGUGUGGGAAACAGCUGAAAUGAAAGGGGCUCUGGACUUGCAAGGCCACUUAUGGUGCGUGGGGGCUGAAGAACGAUCUGUCACCUACAGAGGAACUACUUUCUUUGUGCAUGGAAUCAAUAUUUGAACUUGGUUUCCCAUGAUAUGAGCUUGACAUUUGGAUGCUGUACAAUGGCGUGAUAUCAUGCAGUGGUCACUGCAGAAGGGUCCUAUUUCAACUUUCAAAUGAUGAAGAAAAUCCGUAUAUUCCCAAGGGAAGCGAUUUUGUUGUAUCGUCUUGAGAAACAAGUCGGAUAAAGUUAUCAUCAUUUCCAGGGAGCAUUGUUGGACUUGGUAAGAACUAGUUAUCUGCCAUCAAAGCAUCCGCCAAGGAUGAGAUUGCAGCGUUUGGGAAGACGGAAUUUGACGGGUCGGAAAAAAGGCUGGGGGGAGGUUUCAACCGGCUGCGUCGAAGAAUAUGUUUUUAACAUCAAAUUCCAGAGUUUGAUAUAGAUGACAAAUCAGAAAUCCUUCUUCGGAAUCUCGCGGCCUAUGAGUGGGCUCACGAUUGUGAGGAGACUUGCUUAAAUCAUCAUUUUUGCCGCCAUUGAUUCCCUGUCGAUACUGACAAUGAUGUACCUUGGAAGAGACCAUUGCAGAACCAAAAGUCCUCUCCCCAACCCUUCACCAACAACUAGUUAACUACUCCCCUUACCAUUGACUGCGAUAUCCGGACAUGGGAGCCCCUUCCAGCUCACAACAGCUUUCAAUAAGUGGUCCAACUUAUUACCCCAUUCAGCUUUGUAAUGUAGAUAUUGAAGAACACUACUCCGAGCAGGAGAGGAGGAACUAGUGGUUCCAAUGCUGAUGGAUCUUUAUGAGUAAAUAAAGCAUUGACAAGAAGAAUGUGUAAAAAUUGAGGAGUGUUGAUUGAUUGAAAAAUCAGUCAAAUAUCGGAGAGAAAAAUGUCAGCAUGUCGUUCAACUUA
Messenger RNA from Tripterygium wilfordii, 2407 nucleotides. RefSeq lists its product as uncharacterized. Lineage: Eukaryota; Viridiplantae; Streptophyta; Magnoliopsida; Celastrales; Celastraceae. The record is from RefSeq and is a predicted model, not a curated record. The transcript has 3 exons. The coding region runs from base 299 to 1567 and encodes 422 amino acids.